Pseudopipra pipra is the source of this 1011-nucleotide messenger RNA. It is a transcript of the gene RPRM, whose product is annotated as reprimo, TP53 dependent G2 arrest mediator homolog. Bases 342 to 833 code for a protein of 163 amino acids. Lineage: Eukaryota; Metazoa; Chordata; Aves; Passeriformes; Pipridae. The transcript has a single exon. Gene Ontology annotation, cellular component: cytoplasm. Gene Ontology annotation, biological process: regulation of mitotic cell cycle. The record is from RefSeq and is a predicted model, not a curated record.
CUCCCUCCAGCCCCGCAAACCCUCUCCCCUCCCUUCUCCUACCUCCCACCCCCAAACUCGUCCCCUCCCUCUCUCUCCCGCCUCCCCGCUCCCCUCCCUGUCCCUUUCCCACUCCCCCCCUCCCUCCCGUCCCCCGAGCCGUCUCCCCUCCCUCUGCCCCCUCCCUCUCCCCGGGGCGGGGCGGGCGGCUCCGCGGGCGCGGGUGGGCUCGGCUCGCUCGGGCUCGGCUCGGGUGGGCUCAGCUCGCUCAGGCUCGGCUCGGGUGGGCUCGGCACGGCUCAGCCCGGCCCGGCACGGCCCGCCUGCAUGCGGCGGCGGCGGCGGCGGGGCUGCCGGGCGGGAUGAGCGGCUCGGGAAUGCCGGGCGGGAUGAGCGGCUCGGGAAUGCCGGCAGGGAUGAGCGGCUCGGGAAUGCCGGCAGGGAUGAACGGCUCCUCGGCGGGGCUGCCGGGCGGGCUGAGCGGCCCGGCGGGGCUCCCGGGAGCGCUGCCCGGUGCCGGGGGACUGCCGGGAGGGCCGAACGGCUCGGCGGCGGCGGCGGCGGGGCUGCUGGCGGGGGCCGGGGGCGCGGCGCUGGAGCUGGAGCGGGCGCUGCGCUGCUGCACCGCCGCCUCCGUGGUGACCGACGGCAGCGGCGCGGCCGAGGAGCGCAGCCUGUACAUCAUGCGGGUCGUGCAGAUCGCCGUCAUGUGCGUCCUCGCCCUCACCGUCGUCUUCGGCAUCUUCUUCCUCGGCUGCAACCUGCUCAUCAAGUCCGAGGGGAUGAUCAACUUUCUGGUGAAGGACCGCCGGCCGUCCAAGGAGGUGGAGGCGGUGGUGGUGGGGCCCUACUGACCGCCCGGCCCCGGGACAGCGCCCGGCCCCGCCGCGGACACGCCGCCGUCUCGGCUCGGAGCUUUUUCCUCCUUAAAAACCGUCCCACGGACGAUUCCCGGGAUCCCGGAGGCCUCGGAGCCGCCCGGCCCGGCCCGUCCGCCCGCGGGCUGCCGAGUAAAACGUGCUCUCAUGGCAA